CAGGGGAUGGGGGCCCUGGGGCGAGGGAUUUCGCCUUUUGUGCAAGAAAAAGAAUAUAUAUAUGUAAGUGGAAACCAAAACAACCACGUCUUUAUUUAUUAUGCGCUUACGCAAUAUUCUACGUACCAAACCCUAAUACAACUAGGUUUUCUCUUGUAUAUAUAUAUACAAUACAACGUCCCGUAGAUUAAUUAAUCCUCAUUUAAUUUAGCAAAAAAUAAAAUAACACCAUAAUUAAUCAAGAUGGAACACGAUGCAAUCGUCGGCAAGGGUUUGGCCGGCGCUCUCGAAUUUCUUCGAAUCCGACGAAUGUUGAAGAAGACCGUCGACUGGUCCGGUCGUAACACCGAGAAGAAAAAAAGCAAACUCGUCGGUGAAGAAUCGGAGGAAGAAGACGGAAUAAGGAUUGAUAGAACAGACGAGUACGGAAGAACUCUUACACCGAAAGAAGCCUUUCGGAGAUUAUCGCACGCCUUCCAUGGGAAGAAGCCCGGUUUAACCAAACGGAAUAAGCGUAUGCGCCGCUAUCACAAGGAUUUAACGGUGAAGAAGAUGAGUCUGAAAGAGACGCCGUUGAAUUCCGUAGGGAAGAUGUGGGAUGCUCAGGAGAAGCUGCAGACGCCGUUUCUUGUUUUGAGUGGCCACUACGUUAUUUAGGGUUUUGUUUUUAGGGUUUUUCUCUAGGUAUGUUUUCAAAUUUCUUUUAUUUUAUUUUGUUUUGUUUUGUUUUAAUUAUUUGGUGCAGAUUUUGAGUUUAACUGAACCAGUUUCUACUAUGGAUCUAAAGGAUGAAGAUGAUUUCUUCAGAUAAAUAGGUGUGUUAAUUACUUUACUAUUAUUAAAUUAAU
Messenger RNA from Erythranthe guttata (spotted monkey flower), 848 nucleotides. The record is from RefSeq and is a predicted model, not a curated record. Lineage: Eukaryota; Viridiplantae; Streptophyta; Magnoliopsida; Lamiales; Phrymaceae.